Molecule: messenger RNA, 3731 nt
Organism: Suricata suricatta (meerkat)
Lineage: Eukaryota; Metazoa; Chordata; Mammalia; Carnivora; Herpestidae
Gene: KCNK5
Product: potassium two pore domain channel subfamily K member 5
Exons: 5
Coding region: 365-1864 (499 amino acids)
Biological process (GO): stabilization of membrane potential; potassium ion transmembrane transport
Cellular component (GO): membrane
Molecular function (GO): potassium ion leak channel activity
Source: RefSeq, a predicted model, not a curated record
ACUGCUGCGGCCGGAGGAGGGCUGCCCACGUGUCUCUCUAGACUCUGGCUUUGAGUUCCCCCAGCUCGCUUUACCCCCGCGAGCCAGGGCGCCCCCUUGCCCCGCUUUGGUAUCCUCCCACCAACACCCCCCCACCGCGAGAGUAAAUCGUCCUACACUUGGCCGCACUUGGUGGGCCAACUUGGCGGGGCAACUUUGUCCGGAGAGCGGCGCCGGGCGUGGUGGGGGGGGCGAGGGGAAACCGGGGCAUUGCGCAUGCGGAGCUCCAAAUUCAAACAGCUGUUUCCAGAAGCUGUAGGGCGCGUGGACUCGGAGCCGCAGGGGCUAGGGGAGCCUUUCUCCAGGAGGCGGCCGCUUGGGAGCCAUGGUGGACCGGGGCCCACUGCUCACCUCGGCCAUCAUCUUCUACCUGGCCAUCGGGGCGGCGAUCUUCGAGGUGCUCGAGGAGCCACACUGGAAGGAGGCCAAGAAAAACUACUAUACACAGAAACUGCAUCUGCUCAAGGAGUUCCCGUGCCUGGGUCAGGAGGGCCUGGACAAGAUCCUGCAGGUAGUAUCUGAUGCCGCAGGACAGGGUGUGGCCAUUACUGGGAAUCAGACCUUCAACAACUGGAAUUGGCCCAAUGCAAUGAUUUUUGCCGCCACGGUCAUCACUACCAUUGGCUAUGGCAAUGUGGCCCCCAAGACCCCUGCUGGGCGCCUCUUCUGUGUCUUCUAUGGUCUCUUCGGGGUGCCCCUCUGCCUGACGUGGAUCAGUGCCCUGGGCAAGUUCUUCGGGGGACGUGCCAAGAGGCUGGGCCAGUUCCUCACCAGGAGAGGCGUGAGCCUGCGGAAGGCGCAGAUCACUUGCACAGCCAUCUUCAUUGUGUGGGGCGUCCUGGUCCACCUGGUGAUCCCGCCCUUCGUGUUCAUGGUGACCGAGGAGUGGGACUACAUCGAGGGCCUCUACUACUCCUUCAUCACCAUCUCCACCAUCGGCUUCGGCGACUUUGUAGCCGGUGUGAACCCCAGCGCCAACUACCAUGCCCUGUACCGCUACUUUGUGGAGCUCUGGAUCUACCUGGGGCUGGCCUGGCUGUCCCUCUUUGUCAACUGGAAGGUGAGCAUGUUCGUGGAGGUCCACAAGGCCAUCAAGAAACGCCGGCGGCGGAGGAAGGAGUCCUUUGAGAGCUCUCCACACUCCAAAAAGGCCCUACAGAUGGCUGGGAGCACGGCGUCCAAAGACGUCAACAUCUUCAGCUUUCUGUCCAAAAAAGAGGAGACCUACAAUGACCUCAUCAAGCAGAUAGGGAAGAAGGGGAUGAAGACGAGCGGGACUGGGGAGAGGGUUCCGGCAGCGGGGCUGGGGCCUCAGGGGGGCGGGCUGCCAGCCCUCCCCACCUCCCUGGCCCCCCUGGUGGUUUACUCCAAGAACCGGGUGCCCAGCUUGGAAGAGGUGUCUCAGACGCUAAGGAACAAAGGCCAUGUGUCGCGGCCCCUCAGUGAGGAGGCUGGGGCGGGGCCCCCCAAGGAUGGCUCUCUGACCCCUGAGGUGUUCACUAACCAGCUGGACCGAAUCAGUGAGGAGGGGGAGCCAUGGGAUGCCCAGGACUACCACCCACUCAUCUUCCAGAAUGUCAGCAUCACCUUUACAAAUGAGGAAGCUGGCCUCUCAGAUGAAGAGACCUCCAAGUCCUCGAUAGAGGACAACCUGGUUGGGGAGGAGAGGCCUCAGGAGGGGGCCGAGGCCGAGGUGCCCCUGAACCUGGGCGAGUUCCCCUCAUCCGACGAGUCCACCUUCACCAGCACUGAGUCUGAACUGUCCGUGCCUUAUGAACAGCUUAUGAACGAGUACAAUAAGUCAGACUGCCCCAGAGGCACAUGAGGCAGGGCCGGCCCCCCACCCCACCUUCGAUGGCUUCCAUCUCCCUCAUCCUAGGGCGUCCUACUGUGUCUGGGACCUCUGUCCCCUGGUGGGGGGCAGCCCUGGAACUGGGAGUGGGGGGCCAGGGGCCUUCCUCACCUUCUAUCCCUUCCGGCUGGAUGCUCCUGGUCAAACAUGGCAUGUGCCCAGGACAGGGCCUCUGUUCUCCGGUUGAAUGGGCACCCUGGCAGUGGGAGGCAUCUGUCCUGCACAUGGCUGGUAUAUUUGAUGGUUCAGAGACCUGUGUGGGCUGGCAGGUGACCUUCAAGGAGGCCUGCACCUGCAUGGGACUACGUGCGUCAUUCGGUUGAAAAUGUCACACGGUUCUCUUAGUUUGGGGGCUUUGGCGGUUUGAGUUCCCCAGUAUUAAUGAGCUCCUGUGUGCCUAGCACUGAGCUAGGUAUUCCAGAAGGAGGCGGGGGAGGGCAUUGUGAGACCUGGGCCCUGCCUUUGAAGGAGGGACAGCUGUAGUGGGGGGCGGGGGUGCUGGGCAUCUCAGCUCCUCCACAGUAGUGGGACCCCAUAUGGGGCAACCUGUGUGACUGUCCCCCAAGCCCUCCUUGUCUGCCUUUCAGGCCUCUACUGCAAACCUCAGGAGGGGAGAGGGAAGGGAGAGAGGAGAUGUGGGGUAGGUGCUGAAACACUCCUCUGACAUAAGGGCCCCGGAGCAAGCUCCGAGUGUGGCCCAGGGUCCUUAUCCUUCCGGGUGCUUUGCUCAGACUGAGUCUCCCCAGGGCUCAGUUCCUUGACGCAGACACCCUUUGGCCAAGCAAUGGAGGACGUCGGCUUUCUUCAUCUCCGGAAGGUUGUGGGGAGAGGGUGGCGGUAGCCAGGGAGCUGCAGGAGUAAGCUCAGCUCCGGCCCCUCCUUUCCCCAGCCUCCCCGACUGGCUGGCUCCUCAUCCCCUGUGCCCAGAACAAGGACCUCAUGGCUCCCAGGCCCUCCUGGCCCCUCGCGGUUGGGGAGGGCAGGCGGAGGGGCAAGUUGCUCUUAGCUUAUAAGUGGGAAUGGCCAAAUCUGUGAAUCGGCUCCUGCCUGCAGCCACAGUUUAUCAUUUGUGUGUGUGCAUGUUUGUAGAUGUGUUUGAGAGAGGAUUGGGGAUGGGGAGGGGGAGCAAAAGAUAAUGUGAAACUGUACAGACUGUCUCUGGUGGGGGGCCAGCAGAGUUCUCUGUGAUGCAUGCCCAAGGGCCGGCCCUCUCUGCCCUGCGUCUUGUUAUUUUUAAAUAACUGCUGUUUUUACAUACCUGGCACCUGUUGUGGGCUUCAGAGCCAGAGGGGAGAGGAUGUGAAAGUGUAGCCUCCCAAGAAUUGGGAUGUUACACGUUCACGCUCCUACCCACAACUUGGCUGGGCCUUUCUCAAUGACCUCAGCCAAGGUCAUGCUGUCAAGAGUCCCCAUGCAGUGGCAACCCCUAAGCACGUGGGCAGCACAUCUGGGGAGAGGCAUCCGUCGUCACAGGAGACUGAUGCCAGCCAGGAGGCCAGUGGUCACCCUUGGCCCAAACACUCUGUCUGCCUCUCAGCCCACCCCCCAGUAUGGUGGGGCCGGACCCCACCCCCACAACAUGUGAAGCCGGUGAUGGGCGUGCGUGUCCACUCCCGCAUUCAUCCUGUGACCCACGGCUAUGCUGGCUGGGCGGCUGGGUGAGAAAGAGCGGCCUUCGGUGUUCUGUGAAUGUCUCAAGGGGUCCAUCUUCGUGUCCCUGCCCCACCUUGCUGGGGUGUCCCUGGCUGUCCUGGAAUCACACUGUAUGUACAUACUGGCAAUGAUGUCGAAUGUAAUUUAUUUUAACCUUUUUACAAUAAAGCCUGAGAUGGACAGCCCA